Lethenteron reissneri (Far Eastern brook lamprey) is the source of this 3057-nucleotide messenger RNA. Its product is annotated as putative oxidoreductase YteT. The record is from RefSeq and is a predicted model, not a curated record. Gene Ontology annotation, molecular function: nucleotide binding. Lineage: Eukaryota; Metazoa; Chordata; Hyperoartia; Petromyzontiformes; Petromyzontidae.
AUGGUCGUGGUCGUCAUCGCUGGAUUAGCGUUGGUGGUCGGCAUCGCGGACCCACGACUCUUCGCAAGAACGCAGUUUCAGAGGGAGCACGGCUUGGAGAAGAGCAGCGUGUUCACUGACUGGAGGGAGGCGGCGGAGCUGAAGAGAUUUGCCGACGCCGUUUUCAUCUGCACGCCGGAUCGCCUGCACAAGGACCCGGCCGUCGCCUUCGCAGCCAAGGGCUACCACGUGCUGCUGGAGAAGCCCAUGGCGGUGAGCGAGGGUGACUGCGAGGCGAUCGUGGCGGCGUGCCGGCGCGCGGACGUCAUGCUCUCCGUGUGCCACGUGCUGCGCUACUACCCUCCCGUGCAGAAAGUCAAGGAGUUGUUGGAUAAAGGAGUCAUAGGCGACGUGGUGCACAUUCAGCACCUGGAGCCCGUCGGCCACUUCCACUUUGCUCACUCGUUUGUGCGCGGCAACUGGAGGAGGGAGGACGAGAGCUCCUUCUCGCUCCUCGCCAAGUCCUGCCACGACCUGGACCUCGUCCUCUACUGGCUCGGGGGGAAGAGGUGCCUCAAGGUGUCGUCGUUCGGCGCCCUCUGCCACUUCACCAAGGAGCACCAGCCACCAGGGGCGUCGUCCCGCUGCGUCGACUGCGCCCUGAGCGACGGCUGCGCGUACUCGGCCACCAAGUAUUUGGCCAUGGCCAUGGGGGGCCGCGUGGGGUGGCCCCUGGACGUGGUCUGCCCGGACGGCGAGGCCAGCGUGGGGGCGGUGCGGGACGCCCUGUGCUCGGGCCCCUACGGACGCUGCGUCUACGAGAGCGACAACGACGUCGCCACCAACCAGGUGGUGACCAUGGAAUUCGAGGGCGGCACCACCGCCAGCUUCUCCAUGGUGGCGUUCACGGAGAAGUUGUGUGUGAGGAAGACCACCGUCUACGGCACCAAGGGGGAGCUGCACUGCGAGGGUGGGGGCCCCGUGAGGGUCUACGACUUCCUCUCGGAGUCGUCCGCUCACCACCCCGCGGCGAGCGCCGCCGCCUCCACGAGGCUGUGCGGACACGGCGGAGCCGACUUCUUCCUCGUCGACGCCUUCAUCUCCGCCGUGGCCAAGAAGGAGCCGUCGCUCAUCCUGACGGGGCCCGGGGAGACGCUGAAGAGCCACCUGCUGGUGUUUGCGGCGGAGCGAGCGCGGCGUGAAAACCGCGUCGUCACCCUGUGAGGGCUCGCUCGCCCGCUCGACCGCCCGCUCGACCGCCCGCUCGCCCAUGCGCCCGCUCGACCGCCCGCUCCUCCCGUGCCAGCGCCACUGAUGGAGCCGUCUCCCUGUCACUCUAUAAACUCCAAAAUUUUUUUUAUUUUACCAGGUAAGGCCCACGAGCUGUUUUUCAGAAGCCACCUGGCCGUCCAAAACGCGAGCUCAACGAAGUGGCUUAUCGUCACGUGGACAUUUGAUCGUAGCCGAAUACUCUAAGCGCGUGACUGUCGAUUCGUUAAUGUCGAGGGAAAUAAACCGGAGGACCCGGAGAAAAAUCCACGCGACCACGGGGAGAGACAAAGACAUGGGAACUCCAAAUAUACAGCAGGCGUCAGGGUCGCGAUCGAACCUACGACAUCCUGUACGCCAGGCGAGGUAGUGAGCAUCUCGCCGCCAUGAUGCCUCCUCACCGCCGGCAGGCUCAACGCGGACUCGCAGCGCAAUCGCCGCUCCACUUCAGGGAGCUGUGGGGAAUUUUUGAUUGCGACGCUCGCGACUCUUCCGAGAUCGACCGAGCGCCGGCUACAGGGUACGACCGAGGUGGGGAAUCUUGUCCUUACUGAGGGCCGAACAGGACGUUUAAACACCGGUGGCUCGGAGAUGUUAACUAUCUCGCCUAGUCUGCAGCAAGUCCUGGGUUCGAUCCCGACCCUGACGCCUGCUGUCGAUUUGGAGUAAGCGUGUUUCUCUCCCUGUGGUCUCGUGGAUUUAUCUCCGCGUCCUCCGGUUUUUACCUCCACAUUUAUAAACAUGCAUUGAGAGUAUUUGUGCUGCAAUACAUUUCCACAUGGUAAGCCACUUCAUUGGGCUAUCAUUUGUGAUAGGUCACUUCUGAAAAGAGCCGUACAGCUCAGUGGGCCUUACCUGGUAAAAUAAAAAUAAAGUUUUUUUUACACGAAUACACUCGCACAGCUCGACCACCGCCGUCCCUGCAAGAGGCGCUUGCAGCGAGAGCAGUGGCUCAGCGCCCUCGCCUUACAAGGGCAGCACUGUUGCCAGAAUUGGAAAUACUCUCCUUCCUUUUCUUCUUCUUCCUCUGCUUCUUCCUCUUAUUCCUUCUGCUUCUUUCUUCUCCUCGUGCGGCUGCUGAUGUAGCUGCGGAGGCAACGACGACAAUUUCACAUCCAGGUGCUCAAGCCAGAUAACCGCGUCAGGAGCCGCGGCGGGAGUGUCACCGCUGUGACGAUGUCUCCUCCUCCUUCGUAUUUGUCGAUCGGGCAAAUUAUCUUCUUCCAGUACCCAACUAGUGCAGCUGAGACGCGUCGACGCGGUCGGCCUCGUGUGGCCGCGCGCCGCGUGGAGCGAGGUGGUUUGGAUCCACUCCACAGCCAGCCCUGCGGCACCAAGCGAGGUCAACAUUCUGGGGUGAUUCUCGUUUCUCUCGGCAAAUCCUCGCAGAGCCAGUGGAGGACGUGGUAAGGGCCUGUCUGUUGAUGGUGUCGAUCACUUUUGACUUUCCAAAGGAGAUGUACUCGCUUAUGGAAGUGUCUCUUUAAAGAAUCUUCACUGCCACUUUCUUGCUUCUGAAAGUGCUUUGCUGUGCAUCGACAGGGUGGUCCAGAUGCCUUGUGACCCCAAAUUAAUUGAGCCAUUUUUUGCCUUCGCAUAUUAAUUUCUAUAUUUCUGUUUUAAAUAAACCUUACUUUAAAAACAUUAAGUUUUAGAGAAUUGGAUUGGGGGGGGGUGUCACAAUACAUCUGGACCACGCUGUCGAUAAUCACUUGGCGUUCGACCAGGGAGAUGCUUUUGUUGUGGUGUUCAGAAUCGAUGGGUUCAGAUCAAGUCAAAGUAUCUAUGGGGCCGUCCGUAAAUGACCUC